AUGAAAAUUUUCCUGGAGGUUCUAAUAGACAGCAUCGAUUGUAGAUAUGAAAAUUUUUAUGUUCCUGUGAUGACAAAAGAAGUUGCUAACCUACAAGGGGCGGUUGGCACUAUAAUUCCAUGGCCCCGGAUUGCAAUUAUUCUCGUAAAGGAACAAAGAACUAAGAAACAAAUUCCAACCACAAGUUUGGUGCCAACAAAUGCAAGGGCUGGUACAAACAAGAACAUACCCAACCAAACAGCCAGCAUGGCAAGGCCGAUUGAAUAUCUUCGUGAUUGCUUGAAGACCAACCCAGUGGUUAACAUUGUAUCCGAUUUUGGGAUCUUAGAAGUCGGGAAAUAUGAUUUUUCGGUUACAAGUGAAGAAUAUUUUCGAUUGUUGAGAAAAAAAACAACCGAUGCUUCCAUCUUGACUGCUUGGCAACUGUAA
Molecule: messenger RNA, 429 nt
Organism: Lactuca virosa
Lineage: Eukaryota; Viridiplantae; Streptophyta; Magnoliopsida; Asterales; Asteraceae
Source: the annotation of a GenBank genome assembly